CAUUAUUGGGCAACGAAACUCGGUCUUGCGGAAAAGCCAAGUAACAUCACAGAAGAAAAGAAACAAAGUAAAAUAAUCUUCCCUUCACUCAUCUACACAAAUUUUCUCUCUCUUCAUCAAACCCUUCUUUUCAUCUUUCAUUCACACUCAAUUUUCUAUCUUCAAUCUUCGUUCAUGGCUUCUGGAUCAUCUGGUCGCGGUAACCCUAGUUCUAAAGGUUUCGAUUUCGCUUCAGAUGACAUCUUAUGUUCUUACGAAGAUUUUUCCAACAGAGAUUCCAAUUCUAAUGGCAAUCACUCCGAUUCAGCCAUCGCGCCCAAUUCAAACAAGGAUUUUCACAAAACAAGGGUAGCAAGGACAUCAGUUUUUCCUACUACUGCUUAUAAUCCACCUGAAGAUUCUUUAAGCCAAGAUGUGAUUGCAACUGUCGAGAAGAGUAUGAAGAAGUAUGCUGACAACCUCAUGCGAUUUCUUGAGGGAAUUAGUUCAAGGCUAUCACAGUUGGAAUUAUAUUGCUACAAUCUUGACAAAUCUAUUGGAGAAAUGAGAUCUGAUUUAAAUCGUGACCACGGUGAGCAAGAUUCAAAGCUCAAAUCUCUUGAAAAGCACCUUCAGGAAGUUCACAGGUCAGUACAAAUUUUAAGAGACAAGCAAGAGUUAGCUGAGACUCAGAAAGAAUUAGCCAAGCUUCAACUUGCUCAGAAAGAAUCAUCUUCCACAAGCCAUUCACAGCCAAAUGAGGACCGAUCUGCACCUUCUACUGGAGAUCCUAAAAAAACUGAUAACGCAUCUGAUGCGAGCAACCAACAGUUAGCUCUUGCCUUGCCUCAUCAAAUUCCUCCUCAACCACAGCCUUCAUUACCCUCAGCCCAAGCUCCACCACCAAACGUGACUCAAACCCCUCAACAAUCUGCUUAUUACAUGCCACCUGCCCCUGCAGCUGCUCAGCUCCCGCAGAAUCAGUAUAUGCCUUCUGAUCAACAAUACCGAACCCCCCAACUACAAGAUAUGUCUCGGGUGGCUCCUCAACAAACACCAUCUCAAAUAAACCCUCCCACGCCUGUGCAACAGUUUUCUCAGUAUCAGCAGCAGCCGCAGUCACAGCAAUGGCCUCAGCAGGUGCAACAAUCCUCUAUGCAACCUCAAAUGAGACCCCCUUCAUCAACUGGGUAUCCUCCAUACCAACCAAGCCAAGCAACAAAUCCAUCACCCACAGAAACACUGCCAAACAGCAUGCCCAUGCAAAUGCCAUAUUCAGGAGUUCCACAAUCAGGAUCCAGCCGUGCUGAUUCCAUGCAAUAUGGAUAUGGUGGAGCUGGUAGAACAGUUCCACAGCAACCUCCACCUCAGCAAAUCAAAGGCUCAUUCCCUGCACAACCUGGUGACGUGUAUGGAGCUAGCGGGACCCACCCGGCUAAUGCAUACAUGAUGUAUGAUGGUGGUGAGGGAGGAAGGACACACCAUCCACCACCUCAACCCCCUCAUUUUGCCCAAGGUGGAUAUCCUCCAACAAGUGCUUCGCUUCAGAACCCUAAUCUCAUGGUCCGAAAUCCUAGUCAGUCACAGUUUGUACGCAACCAUCCUUACAAUGAGUUGAUUGAGAAAUUGGUGAACAUGGGAUUCAGGGGUGACCAUGUGGCGAGUGUGAUCCAAAGGAUGGAGGAGAGUGGACAGACUAUAGAUUUCAACUCUGUUCUUGACAGGUUGAAUGUGCAUAACUCUGUUGGUCCUCAGAGAGGAUGGUGAGGGUGAACAACAACUUAACUUGUUUCUGGAAUGUCCUGUACUGUUUAAACUCAACAUCAUUGCAGUGUUUUAGUAUGCAUGGAAUAAAAGUUUUAUGUAAUGGGCACAGUUUAUCAUCAUUUGUAAAAAAUGUCUUAAGAUGUGAGGAUUGUCUAGUAUUUUUACAGAAUAUAUCCUUCACUUGUUCUUUCUA
This is a messenger RNA of Cicer arietinum (chickpea), 1939 nucleotides long. RefSeq lists its product as uncharacterized. The record is from RefSeq and is a predicted model, not a curated record. Lineage: Eukaryota; Viridiplantae; Streptophyta; Magnoliopsida; Fabales; Fabaceae.